GGUUUCCCUCUAAAUUUAUUAUGAAAUUCUUAUUUAAAAUGUAAUAAUUGUGUACACAAGAUUUUUAAAUUUUGGCGCCAAUUGCAGAACACUGUAAGUAUAAUUAGUAUUCUGCAUUUAAUGUAUAGACGCGCGUCACAGGUGUCGUUAGUAAAAAAAUUGAGUUUCCCAUCUAUAGUGUAGGUUAUCUGUGGAUACACCCAUAACAACUUGAGUAAGUCACAGCUCUUUACAACAACAUGAACGUUUUAAGCGCAGCAUUUUUCGCAACAUUGUGCCUUUUCCUGCGAGUCGAAUGCUUCAAAUUCGAGCAGACUUUGGGCCACAUCAAACCCAAAACCAGCCCCUCCGUCCAAACAAACUCAGUACAACAGCUAGUAGAAAGAAUCUUACCCGAACAUGCUUCCAAGUUCUCCAUCAACGUGGACCCGGCGUUCCUGGUACGCGGAAAAGAAGCCUUCAAAGUGUACAAAAACGGAAAUAGCACCGUGAACAUCGUGGGAACCACCGGCGUAGCGUCAGCCACAGGCUUCCACUACUACCUAAAGUACUUCUGUAACGCCCACAUUUCCUGGGAGGCUUCUCAAUUGAAUCUACCGGAGGAACUUCCCGACGUCGACGUAACUAUAGAUAUGAACGAUAGAUUUAGGUACUACCAGAACACUUGCACGACCAGCUACAGCUUCGUUUGGUGGGACUGGCCCCAAUGGGAGAAGCACAUCGAUUGGAUGGCGAUGAAUUCGUUCAAUUUCGUGCUGGCUUUCAACGGGCAAGAGGCCAUUUGGGAGAGGGUGUACAGGAAAUUGAAUUUUACGCAGCAGGAGAUCGACGAGCAUUUUACGGGACCGGCGUUCCUGUCUUGGUUGCGAAUGGGAAAUAUGAGAGGCUGGGGCGGGCCGCUAUCCAGCGCCUGGCACGAGAGAUCGAUCCGUUUGCAGAAGAAGAUAUUAGAGCGGAUGAGAAGUUUGGGAAUCGUCCCGAUUUUGCCGGCGUUCGCGGGACAUUUGCCUAGGGCUAUCACGAGGAUAUUCCCGGAUGUAAACGUGACCAAAAUGGAGAAUUGGAACCGCUUCAACGACACCUAUUGUUGCCCGUACUUCCUCGAUCCCACCGAUCCUUUGUUCAAAGUGGUGGGUAAAAUGUUUCUGGAAGAGCAAAUCAAGGAAUUCGGAACGGACCACGCGUACAAUUGCGAUAGCUUCAACGAAAUGGAUCCCGCCACCGCUGAUUUGACCUAUCUAUCCGACGUGGGGAAAAGCAUCUUCUCCGCGAUGACCGAGGCGGAUCCCCAGGCGGUUUGGGUCAUGCAGGGCUGGUUGUUCGUCCAUUCGUUUUUCUUUUGGACGCCGAGCAGGGUGGAAGCUCUGCUGACUUCAGUGCCCGCAGGCAAGAUGAUUAUUCUGGAUUUGCAAUCGGAGGAGUUUCCGCAAUUCGCGAGGCUCCACCAGUACUUCGGGCAGCCGUACAUUUGGUGCAUGCUGCACGAUUUCGGCGGUACUUUGGGCAUGUUCGGUUCGGCUAGUAUCGUGAACGAGAACGUAAUCAAAGCGAGAAACGAAGUUAACAGUACGAUGAUCGGUACUGGUCUGACUCCCGAAGGUAUCAACCAGAAUUACGUGAUGUACGAUCUAAUGGCGGAGUCCGCGUGGAGGAAGGAGCCUUCUGAUUUGGGCGCGUGGUUUAGGAAUUACUCUAUAAGGAGAUACGGUAGAGUUAACGAGGAUGUGAUAAACGCUUGGCAGAUUCUGAAGGAUUCCGUUUACAAUUUUAGAGGAUUGAAUCUGAUGAGAGGGAAAUACGCCAUCACCUGGACGCCUAGUUUGAGACUAAACAUUUGGACUUGGUACAAUUACAGCGACUUGUUCGAUGUUUGGGAUGUAUUCGUGAACAAUUCGCGAUAUUUCAAAGACAGUCCGGCUUUCUUGCACGAUUUGGUGGAUAUCACCAGACAGGUCCUUCAAAUAAACGGGGACGUUUACUACAAGAAACUCUUGGAAGCCUUCAGGAAAAAGGACUACGAACGCUUCUACGUUUCCUCGCGCAUUUUCGCGUCGAUUUUCGACGACUUGGAAUCGAUAUUGGCCACCAACGAAGCAUUCUUAUUAGGUCGCUGGAUCGAAUCGGCGAAAAAUUGCGCCAACAACUCGAAGGAGAAGGACCUCUUCGAGUACAACGCCAGGAACCAGAUCACCCUUUGGGGACCCCAAGGCGAAAUUAUCAAUUACGCCAACAAACAAUGGUCUGGUGUCGUUUCGAAGUAUUUUAAACCUCGUUGGGAUCUCUUUAUAUCGUCUAUGAACGAGAGUCUGGUUAAAAACCAACCUUUCAACGAAGGGAAAGUGAGGGCAGCAGUUUUCAAACAAGCCGAAGAACCUUUUACGUUCGACAGAAGCGCUUUUCCCACAGAACCUACCGGUGAUGCUGUGGAAGUGGCCCAGGCGAUUCACGAAAAAUGGAAAUUUUUGUUAAGAAACCAGAAUGAAUUUGACGGUAGGUUGAUUAAUAGGCAACCCAUGUUAUCGUUUAUUUAAAUAAAUAAUACUAAAUUAAAUGUUAUUUACAA
This is a messenger RNA of Phyllotreta striolata, 2563 nucleotides long. NCBI's taxonomy places the organism in Eukaryota, Metazoa, Arthropoda, Insecta, Coleoptera, Chrysomelidae. The record is from the annotation of a GenBank genome assembly.